Messenger RNA from Rubroshorea leprosula, 1269 nucleotides. The record is from the annotation of a GenBank genome assembly. NCBI's taxonomy places the organism in Eukaryota, Viridiplantae, Streptophyta, Magnoliopsida, Malvales, Dipterocarpaceae.
CCCCAUCCGCUCAAAAUCUUUCCUGCACCACCUCAUGGCGCCCAAUGUUUGAAGAUCAACCACAUUCCUUACCCGUAAUCCAUAAUCCUUCUGAAGCUUCUUACCGUCUCCACCAACCCCCACGCCCACAAAACUGUAACAAGGAUUAGCCAUGAAAUCAACAAGGGAAACGGGUAUCUCCGUGUCGAAGAGGAGCUUCACGAUGAGGCAAGUUUCUCCAGCACACAAUUGCAAAGUCGCUGCGGGGUUGUUGAGGUUGAGAUUGGGACCCCAUUCUAUGUCGAGACUGAUGAGGUGUUCAGUCUACCAUGAUCGGACAUUCUUGAUCCAGAGAUCAACCGUUGACCGGCCACUAGUGACAACCGUCUCCACGCUCCUUCUAGAGAAAGAGACCAUAUGGAGAUCGGACAGUGGAGACGUCGACAACGAAGCAAUGCUGGAAAGAAGAGUUGAAUCAAGGUCGGUUAGAGUAAAGAACCGUAGGCGAGCUUACUUGAAUAAGCUCAUACUUGAUGGCCAGUACUUUUCAGAGGAUGCAAUGAGAGAGAGGGAGCCUUAUUUACAUCAUGAGUAUGUAGGAGGUUUCAGGACCCAGUGGCAGGAGUAUGGCUCGGCCAGGGGAGCGGUGACAGACUGGGUUGGCAAUGAGAGACGCCAACAAGAGGAAGAGGAAGAAGAAGAAGAAGAAGAAGAAGAAGUGAAGAAGGCUGGCAGAUGCGUGCAUUCCACAGAGAUGAUUGUGGACCAUCCUGGUGAAAAUGAUUGUGCUCAAUCCACCAUUAUGGAGCAAAAAGAGGAAAUAGUUUCAUCUGAAGAUAUGCAAGAUGGGAUGGAUCAGUUUACCUACAUCAUGCAGCAGAAGUUUCUCUCUGGGGGAGAUCAUCAGUAUUUAGAUUACUCAAAAAUAGAUGAAGAUGAGACCUUGGAUGAUCAUUGGCUUAGAGAAGUUAACCAUGAUGCUGAGGAGAAGUACUUUGCCGAUGAUUAAGAACAAAAGGCUAGAUUAACAUAUAAUUAAACUGUCAGAACUAGCCCCUUGUUCAUUGGCAGGUAUUUGUUCGUGUAACUUUAAACCUUUUUGCUUGAAACUAUGAAUGGUAUGUGAUCAAGUUGUUUAGAAAAUCUGAGGCUAUUGUGCAAAUCUGACUACCAUCAGGCCUAGAUUUGGAAUUACGUUCUUGAAUGAUUUGCCUUCUUAGGCAGCAGAGAGAAUUACUAGUUAGGAAUUGGAAGGUUAGGCAGGAAAAAACUUACCCAAGCUGGAAUAUA